Messenger RNA from Jatropha curcas, 1286 nucleotides. RefSeq names its product coiled-coil 90B-like protein (DUF1640). Gene Ontology annotation, cellular component: mitochondrion. Lineage: Eukaryota; Viridiplantae; Streptophyta; Magnoliopsida; Malpighiales; Euphorbiaceae. The record is from RefSeq and is a predicted model, not a curated record.
GACAGAGCUAUAAAAUAAAUGAACACGCACGUUUCACAUUCAUUCAAAUUCCCGAGGAAGCAACCGCGAAAUCUCUAUCUCUCUUUCUCGCUUCCAAUUGCUGCCAGUCAAUCACUAUAAUUAACAACAAGAACAAGCGAUAGCCUUUAAUUCUAUUUUAGGGUUCCCAAUUCAACUCUAUUUUUUCCCUUUUGAAAGCUUCAAAUUUUGUCUUCCUUCAUUUGAUUUUUAUUUGUUUUUCUGAAGAAUUGUUGAGAUUUGAAGGACAAUUUGAAGAAUCCUUUGAAAUUUGUCUAAUUUUCCUGUUUCAAAUUAUCGAAUGUCCGCUUUUGCGGUUUGUAGGCGGGUCCGUCAAUUUGGGACCAAUUCGGGAAUCAUUUUCGGAAGAUAUCGAGGAUUUGGUGUUUCGUUCGAUUGUAAUUCCAAUUCCUUUGCUUCGAUUCCUCGAUUUAGGCAGAUUUCUCAGCUUGUCAAAAGCAACGGAAAGCGAGUGUUUCUUGUUGACACGUUAGCCCUUGUCAGAAGAUUGGAGGCAGAGGGCUUGCCCUCAAAGCAUGCUGAGGCGAUAACAGCUGCCAUAACUGAAGUUUUGAAUGACAGCUUGGAAAAUGUGUCUCAGUCGGUUGUAUCAAAGGCAGAGAUGCAAAAAAAUGAAAUGAUUCAAGAUACCAAUUUGUCCAAAUUCAAAUCUGAAGUCCAGAAUUCGCAGGAACAUCAUUUUUCUUUGUUGCAACAUGAGACUGAAAAGCUUCGGAAUGAUAUUGAGAAGAUGCGCAGUGAAUUGAGGCAUGAAAUUGACAAAGUGACUGCUGGACAACGAUUAGAUUUGAAUCUUGAAAGAGGGAGGAUUCGGGAUGAGCUGGCAAAUCAGAAUGCUGAAACAUCUAACCUUACGAACAAACUUGACAGGGAAAUUCAUGCAUUAAGAGCCCAAUUGGAAGGUGCAAAAUAUGAUGUGAUAAAGUACUGCAUAGGUACCCUUGUCUCCAUAUCUGCUGUUGGUCUUGCUGUGCUCCGAAUCUUGAUGUAAACCUAUAUUACUUGCAAUCAAUGGUUGCAUGACCCAUCGAGGAAAAUAAUAGCUCGUUUUUUUGAAGCUAUUAUUUCACUUGCAAAAGAAAGUGUAAAAGUAAAAUUCUGAUUUUUCCCCUUUUUGUUAAUUUUUUUACUUGUAUCAUCAAACAAGAACAAAAUUGAUUUGGAUGUAUGAUGUAAUGGUGUGGUGUAUUCUACUUCAUUGAGAGGAUGUAUUGGAUAUAAGAUGAGAAAUGAGUUCUUUUUUUUUU